Molecule: messenger RNA, 1668 nt
Organism: Carassius carassius (crucian carp)
Lineage: Eukaryota; Metazoa; Chordata; Actinopteri; Cypriniformes; Cyprinidae
Product: dnaJ homolog subfamily C member 27-like
Exons: 8
Coding region: 200-1021 (273 amino acids)
Molecular function (GO): GTP binding; GTPase activity
Source: RefSeq, a predicted model, not a curated record
GAAAACAUGCGUGAAAUGUACUUUCGGUUUAUGGAAAAAUGUUAUCCAUAAUAUUCCGUGACACACUGGCUCUCUGUUAGCCACAUAGCCAGCUGCUCGCUCUCUCUCUCUCUCUCUUGACAGACUCAGACACAGUCAUACGUGAAUUCUAGAGAUAUUUCAUAUCCUCCUUUGGACGAGGUUUGGGAAUAAGUGCAAUAUGGACACGAAUGUUCAGAAAAGACGAGAAAACAAGAAGUCGUUACGGGUUAAGGUCAUUAGUCUGGGAAAUGCAGAGGUGGGGAAGAGCUGCAUUAUUAAACGAUACUGUGAGAAGCGGUUUGUGCCCAAGUAUCUAGCCACUAUCGGGAUAGAUUAUGGUGUGACCAAGGUCCAGGUUCGAGACAGGGAGAUAAAAGUAAACAUUUUUGAUAUGGCUGGACACCCUUUCUUUUAUGAGGUCCGCAAUGAGUUUUAUAAGGACUCUCAGGGGGUGAUUGUAGUCUAUGAUGUUGGUCUGAGGGAGAGUUUUGAUGCUCUGGACAGCUGGCUCACAGAGAUGAAGCAGGAAAUGGGCUCACAGGCCAACAUGGAGAACAUCAUCUUCAUUGUGUGUGCCAACAAGGUUGACCUGACAAAAAAGCGAGUUGUGGAUGAGAGUGAGGGGAGACUCUGGGCUGAGAGCAGAGGAUUUCAUUACUUUGAAACCUCUGCUCAGAGUGGCGAAGGCAUCAAUGAAAUGUUUCAGGCCUUUUUCUCAUCUAUAACUGAUAUGUGUGAAAAUGGAGGCAAGAGACCCACUCCAGAGGUCAGUGUAGGUUUUACUAAAGAGCAGGCCGACACCAUCCGGCGCAUUCGCAACAGCAAAGACAGCUGGGAUAUGCUGGGGGUUAAACCUGGGGCCACGAGGGAGGAAGUCAACAAGGCAUACAGGAAGUUGGCUGUACUGUUGCACCCGGACAAGUGUGUGGCCCCAGGCAGUGAAGAUGCCUUUAAAGCAGUGGUUAACGCUCGCACAUCCCUGCUCAAGAAUAUCAAGUAGGAGCGUGUGCCCACACUCAAGUGCAUUUCACAUGGUUUCCAUUUCAAACACACCCUCCACAUCGUGUCUGAGAUUUGCCAGAUUGUUUUUGUCUUCGUUGUGCCAUCUGAAUAUUACUCGUCAUCUUCUUAUUUUUCUUUUUUUUUAAGAACAUUCUUUUUUGUUUGUUUCGGUUGCUUGCCGUGGUGUUUUUUUGUUGAAUUUGUAUUAAUUAUAUAUUUAUUUAUUUAUUUUGAUUAUUAAAUGUGCAUUGAAAACAGUUGUCAGGGCAGUUUAAAUAUGUUAUCAAAAUGUUUGAAGUACAAAUAACAUUAUAGCACCACAAAAGUGUUUUCUUUUUCACCUCAAGAUUUCGUCAAAAACCAACAAAUGACUCUCUUUAAGGCCGAAACGUAACCAUGUUCCCUUAUUUUAAGUUGAUCAGCCUCACAUUGCCAUUAGAUGAAGUUGGAGAAUUACCUCACAUUUGCAGAGUUCCCUUCUCAGUGACGAUUACACUUAAGACACAUGGAAAAGCCUCUGGACUCCAGAAAAGACUUCGUAACAGCUGAGUUUGACAGUCACCAAAGCGGUCUUGUUUAUAAUGUAAUAUACAUAUCAAUGUCAAAAGUUGUAGUAGGGAAACAACAAUAAUGCUGUAAAGUGUG